AUGCCAGCCAAUUCAAGCCAAGAAAUCAUUCUCCGCAAUCUUUAUGUCGAACUCAAAAGAGACAAAAACGGCAAAACUUAUUUCUCCAUUCACGACAAAGAUACCGGUCAAGCUUACUUAGUUUUCCCCAACCGAACCAAAGG
Messenger RNA from Entrophospora sp. SA101, 143 nucleotides. NCBI's taxonomy places the organism in Eukaryota, Fungi, Glomeromycota, Glomeromycetes, Entrophosporales, Entrophosporaceae. The record is from the annotation of a GenBank genome assembly.